Messenger RNA from Hibiscus syriacus, 1163 nucleotides. Its product is annotated as putative Myb family transcription factor At1g14600. Bases 311 to 1150 code for a protein of 279 amino acids. NCBI's taxonomy places the organism in Eukaryota, Viridiplantae, Streptophyta, Magnoliopsida, Malvales, Malvaceae. Gene Ontology annotation, molecular function: DNA binding; DNA-binding transcription factor activity. The record is from RefSeq and is a predicted model, not a curated record. The transcript is spliced from 6 exons.
AUUAUUGGUUUGGUUUAGGGUAUAGAAACAGAACAAAGUCAGCAGCAGGCAAGGUAUAAUCAGUGUUCCUUAAGGAAUUUGCAGCUUCGUCUUUUCAUUUUCUCGUGAUCUUCCUCUUCUCUCUUUCUUUGGGGUUGUUUUUGUGGAUAUAUAUAUUUUACUCCUUGGCUUCUCUGGGGUGUUAAAAAUAGCAUGAAACCCUGAAAGAUUGUUUUUUCUUUUUCCUUCAAAGAUCGAGUCUUGGUGAAAGGAGACACUUUGGGAUUUCAGGGUUUUGUUGAAAGAAGGGAUCUUUGGGGUGAAAGAAAAAAUGGGUAGUUUUGGGAGGAGUGGUGCAGUGAGGCAGUAUAUAAGAUCAAAGGUGCCUCGUUUGAGAUGGACACCUGAGCUUCACCAAUGUUUCGUUAAUGCCAUUGAAAGGCUUGGCGGCCACCACAAAGCUACGCCGAAACUUGUUCUUCAACUGAUGGAUGUGAAAGGGCUCACCAUUUCACACGUGAAAAGCCACCUUCAGAUGUAUCGGAGCAUGAGAAGUGAUCUUGGCAGAGAAGAUCGGAGUUCAACCCAUCAAAGAAGACAGUGUGUAGAGAACCAUGAUGGAUGUGUUGAUGAAGUAAAUGAUCAUAUGGGGUUUCACUCAGCUUCAAAGACCACUGAAGAACAAGAAGAAGAAUCAGAUUCUCAUCGCUGUUCACUCCGUCGUUCAAAAAGGGCUAGAAUGGAGAGCACCAGGAGUACAAUCACUGACGAGACAAUGUCAAUUCCGUACAGCUUUGAUGAUCAUCUUCACACCAUGGGAAUAAAGCAGCCGCUGCCAUUUUCUUUCAGAUAUUCAGUAGAACAACCUAAUUACCAUAAGGUUGGCAAGGUAGGAGUAGAACACGAAGACGAACAAGACGGUGAACACGUCAAACUGAACGUAAAGAGAUCGUGCAUUCAACACGAUAAGGAGGAAGAAGAAGAAGGAUGUGAAUUAUCGUUGUCACUGUCGCUGCAACACCUGCCAUCCUCACAGAGAAGUAAUACAUCUUGUACAAGCGAGAUGAGCAGCAGCAAGGGGUUCUCGUCAUCAUCCUACUCUAAUUAUAAAGACCGCUCCAUCCCACGUAGUCUUAACUUAGAUCUUUCCAUUGCUCUUUGUGGCAACUAAUCUUCAUUGCUGU